AUGAAUCUUUUGAGUUUCGAUAGCUACUUCUUACAAUGUCGACAAUUUCAUCUCGCCUUGUACUAAUUAGGCCCUUACCCACCCACUAAAUCCCCAACCUUUCCGUCUGUCGUUUAUCUUCUCAAUUCUCAUCAUACCUGAUUCUGAUAUAGUUCAUGUAUACCUACUACCCUAAAUCGACACUCUCUUCCAGUUCCUUGUCACUAAUUUAGCAAACAUACAGUAUCUGAAUCAAACGGUGUUCGCGGAGUGUAUACAGUAUGCCGGCCCUAAAAGCAGGAAGCCGGCCGCCGUGGGUGGGUCUUGCCGCCGCUGUUUGGGUUCAGAUCGCCUCCGGCAACGCCUACGCUUUCCCUCUUUACUCCCUCUCUUUGAAAUCUGUACUGGGUCUUUCUCAGCAACAGCUUACAAUUCUCGGUGUUGCUAAUGAUUUUGGGGAAAAUGUUGGUAUACUUCCGGGCAUUGCUUCUAACAAAUACCCACCGUGGGUUGUUCUUUUGAUCGGUGUUCUUGCUUCUUUCUUUGGUUAUGGUAUCAUUUGGCUUGCUGUUAGUGAAACUGUUCACAACGUGCCUUACUGGGUUUUAUGGAUCGCACUUGCUGUUGCCACCAACACAGCAGUGCAUGGUUAGGGACAGCUGUCCUUGUCACCAACAUGAGAAACUUCCCUCUAAGCAGAGGCACAGUUGCAGGCAUUCUCAAAGGCUACGUAGGCCUAAGUGCUGCAGUUGUCACAGAAGUUUACACCAUGGUGCUAAAAGGAUCCGCAUCAUCGCUACUACUCUUCCUUACACUCGGUAUCCCAUUCAUCUGUUUAUCCCUAAUGUAUUACAUUCGCGCGUGUACUCCCUCCGAAGCAGAUCCAUCCGAAAACGCGCAUUUCCUCUUCACCCAAUUAGCAAGUGUUGUACUUGCAGUCUUUCUUCUCGCAACCACGAUACUAAAAGACGUUGUGAAUCUAAGUAACACAAUUUCCUACACUUUUAUUGGAAUAAUGGUGGUGCUUUUACUAGCACCUCUUGCAAUUCCAAUUAAAAUGACUUUGUUUCCUAACAAGAAGCUUACUCGGCCUGGUAGUUCUUCGGUUUUGAAUGAUCCGUUGUUGACAUUGACACCAUCGAAUUCUGAUAUGAAUCUUGAAAAAAUCAAUGAUGGUGAAGAUAUUUCUGAGGUGGAUGCGCUUCUUGCUGUUGGAGAAGGGGCUGUGAAAAUUAAGAAGAAGAGAAGGCCGAGAAGAGGGGAGGAUUUUACGUUUCGUGAGGCGAUUGUGAAGGCGGAUUUUUGGCUUUUGUGGUUUGUUUAUUUUCUUGGUGUUGGGUCUGGUGUUACUGUUCUUAAUAAUUUGGCUCAGAUUGGUGUUUCGCUUGGGUUUAAUGAUACGACUACACUUUUGAGUUUGUUUAGUUUCUGCAAUUUUCUCGGGAGGCUUGGAGGAGGCGUCGUUUCAGAAUAUUUUGUGAGGUGGAAGACGAUUCCACGGACAUUUUUGACGAUGAUAACACAAAUCAUAAUGGUGAUAACAUAUCUUUUAUACGCAUCAGCUCUAAAAGGGACACUUUAUAUUGCAACAGCCUUACUUGGAAUCUGCUAUGGUACUCAAUUUGGUGUUAUGAUUCCCACAUCAUCUGAGCUUUUUGGGUUAAAAAACUUCGGUUUAAUCUUCAACUUCAUGGGGCUAGGAAACCCAAUUGGUGCUCUUUUAUUCUCAGGAAUGCUUGCAGGUUAUGUUUUUGACACAGAAGAAGCUAAACAAGGUGGGUCCACCUGCAUGGGUCCCAAUUGUUUCAGGCUCACAUUUCUUGUUCUUGCUGGUGUUUGUUGUAUAAGUUCAAUUUUGAGCUUGAUUUUAACCCUCAGAAUUCGACCCGUUUACCAAAUGCUUUAUGCGGGUGGGUCGUUUCGUUUGCCUCAAAGUGCUGGACAUUGAAGAUUAGGGUUUAAUCUGAGUUGACUUUAUGAUUGUGAAAGUUACAGGUUAACCUAAUCUGAGUUUAAUAUGUAAUGGUGGUGUAUAAUUGAACAACUAUGUUUAUUUUGUAGUAGUGAUGACAUAUAGUCAUAUAAGUCAUAUAGCAUGAGCCCAAUUUUAAACUGGGUAAGUGGUAUGGUGUUGUGUUUAAUUUGUGGGGGGUUUUUUGAAGUUUGAUUGUACCCUGUGCAUCAGGGAUUGUAAUUUGAUGUGCAGUUGUGCAUACGGAUGCUAUAUAUAAUAUGGUUAUUUUGUGUUGAA
This is a messenger RNA of Lactuca virosa, 2230 nucleotides long. The record is from the annotation of a GenBank genome assembly. NCBI's taxonomy places the organism in Eukaryota, Viridiplantae, Streptophyta, Magnoliopsida, Asterales, Asteraceae.